UUUGAAUUCCAGAAGACGAGGAGUGUGCGUUGGCCAUCACUGCCCGUGGGUUACAUCACAAAGUACGAUAUUUAACGUCAUGGAAUCAUGACGUAGUACACACUGUGGUUUCACUAUUACUAUUAUUAUUUCGGCGAUGGCGGCAUGUUGCGUCGUAGCUUGCAACAUAUUAUUAUCAUUAUCGUUGUCGUGCAGUCGUGUGCAGUGUGAACGUAACGCCGGACAGUCGCCCGCGAUCCUUCCCGAGCACGGUUUGAACGAAAACGACAGUACGUCGUAUAUUGACUUCCAAAAUUUCGAGUGACGACUAGUGAUAACCAAGUGCUGUAAUUUUCAUAUUAUAAUACCUAUCCGCCCGUAUCAGUGUAUCCUUUAUAUUUUAAUUUAUCAGCCAACCGAACAUAGGCGUUAUAACCGAAUCACGCCGCAUACCGUGUGUGCGCUGCGAUACCACAAUAACGACUGUCGUUCCGGGCACCAGUCCAACCAGAUACCCAGGAGGGGGAUUCGCCAACCAAAGAUAAUUGACAAAAUGGUGGUAAAAGUUAUCAUCAUCGGGGCUGGAGUUGGUGGCACUGCAGCAGCCGCUAGACUUAGCAAAAAAGGAUUUCAAGUAGAAAUUUAUGAAAAAAAUUCAUAUAAUGGUGGAAGAUGUUCACUCAUUCAUCAAAAUGGACAUCGGUUUGAUCAAGGUCCAUCAUUGUAUUUGAUGCCUAAAAUAUUUGAAGAGACAUUUGAAGAUUUGGGAGAGGACAUUAAAAAUCACAUAGAGUUAUUGAAGUGUCCUUCUAAUUACAGCGUACAUUUUCACGACGGAGAAACAUUUGAACUCACCACUGAUAUAUCGAAAUUUUCUCGUUCUUUGGAAAAAUAUGAAGGUAAUGGUGAAUCAACAUUAAUUAACUUUUUAAGUUAUUUAAAGGAAACUCAUGUACACUAUCAGAGGAGCGUCAAAGUUGCACUCAAGACCGAUUUCCAAAAUUGGUACGAUUUUUUUAAUCCAAAACACAUACCGGACGUAAUAAAACUGCAUCUAUUGGACACUGUUUACAACAGAGUUUGUAAGUAUUUCAAGAGCGACUACAUGAGAAAGGCGUUUUCAUUCCAGACUAUGUACCUGGGAAUGUCACCGUAUGAUGGUUUAGCACCCUAUAGUUUACUGCAAUACACUGAAAUAGCGGAAGGGAUUUGGUAUCCGAAAGGAGGGUUUAACAAAGUCUUACAAAGUCUAGAAAAAAUUGCCGUACAAAAUGGGGCCAAGUUUAAUUAUAAUAUCGAUGUCCAAGAAAUAAUAGUUGAUGACAAUGGAGUGGCGAAAGGAAUCAAAUUGACAAACGGUGAUGUAAUAAAUAGUGACAUUGUAAUCUGUAAUGCAGAUCUCGUGUAUGCGUACAACAAACUUUUGCCAAAAACUCCAUACGCUGAAACACUUGGCAAAAAAGAACUUACUUCUUCUUCGAUAUCAUUUUAUUGGUCCAUGAAAACUGUUGUAUCUCAAUUGAAAGUUCACAACAUUUUUUUGGCCGAAAAAUAUAAAGAAAGUUUUGAUCAAAUAUUCAAGGAUCAUACGUUGCCCGAUGAACCAUCGUUUUAUGUUAACGUACCCAGUCGCAUUGAUCCUACAGCUGCACCAGAAGGAAAAGACACGAUCGUAGUUUUAGUACCAGUGGGGCAUAUAUCGGAUGUACCAAAUAUUGAUUUCGAUAAACUUGUGAAAAGAGCAAGGGAACAAGUAAUCGACACGAUAGAGAAAAGAUUAAAGAUAUCCGACUUCAGAAGUAUGAUCGACCAUGAAAUAGUGAAUGAUCCGAGAACAUGGCAAAACGAAUUUAAUUUAUGGAAAGGAUCUAUACUGGGAUUAUCUCAUUCAUUGUUUCAAGUUUUAUGGUUCAGACCAAGUUUGAAGUGCAAAAUAUUUGAAAACUUAUACUUUGUUGGUGCUUCGGCACAACCUGGUACUGGUGUACCAAUAGUUUUAUGUGGUGCAAAGAUGCUAGAAAAACAAUUAUGUGAUAGAUUUUUAGAAGGUAAAACUGAAAUAAACAUAUGGUCAAGGUGUAUUUCAUUUUUAAUCGGUCUUCUAGCACUUCUGAUAUUCUGGUUUUUUUUUAAAUUUUAAUAAUGAACUAUGAAUUUAUUGUAUGUAUACAUUUUAUGUUUUUAUUAUUUUAUUUUUGUAGUACUUUGAUUAUAUAUUUUUUUAAACUUGAGUUUCAUAGCAUAUGUUAUUUAAUAGUUCAAUAUAAAUAAUAUAGGUUUUUUUUAAGUAUACUACUAUGUAAAUUACAUUAAAUAUAAUAAUAAAUACAUUAUGUAUACUACGGGAUUAAACGUCUUAAAGUGAGAAUGAUUUGAUUACAGUUAUAUAAAUAAUAAUGUAUUAUGUAUUAUAUAAACGUAUUGCAAAUUAUACUCACCGUCCAUUAAAUUUUAAGGUGUUGGUUAGUUUGAAAUUGAUUUUUUUUUCAUUUGAGUAUAUUUUAAUUUUUAUACUUUUCUAUAACGUACCUAUGUAUCAUUCAAUAUUUUAGUAAAUUUUUUUAUGUCAAUUUAAUCUUAGCUUAAGUUAAUAUAUUACAUAUGUACAUCUACAUGGAAAAAUUAUUAUUAAUCAAAAUUAUCGUGUUAUUAUAAUAUUUAAUAAUUGUUUUUUUGUUAUUAUUUUUUAUUAAUAUUAUGGCUUCAAUAAUAAUGAUUAUGAACUUAGGAUAACAUUGUUUUAUAAUUAUAUGCAUACAAUUUUUUAUAAAACGUUCACAGACGUCCAAAUAAUUGAUUUAUUGUUUUAUAAUCUUAAUGGUAAUUUACAAAAAUAAAAAGACAGUAAUAGAUAUUUGAUUAUUUUUAUCCUAUAAUUUUAUCAUACCCACUAAUUAUAACACAUUUUUUUGAAUCUAGUAUGAAUUUCAAAUCUUACAUAUUAUUUUUUAUUGAUCACGUGUAUGACCAUUAAUUAAGUAUAAUUAUUAUUUACCAAUACAAAUAUAAAAUAUUAACACCUCCUACUUUGAUUACAAAUAACACUCAACAUUUUCAGAACUGAUGACGAAAGAAACCCUCUGCAACUCAACAAUUAUUAUUAUAUAAAAUUGUAUUAUUAAAACAUAAUAUUAUAUUUUUAUAAUGUAUAACUUCUGAUAAAAUAUUCUGUAUAAUUUAUAUAAAUAAUAUUAACUCUAUGAA
Molecule: messenger RNA, 3183 nt
Organism: Aphis gossypii (cotton aphid)
Lineage: Eukaryota; Metazoa; Arthropoda; Insecta; Hemiptera; Aphididae
Exons: 3
Coding region: 533-2119 (528 amino acids)
Biological process (GO): carotenoid biosynthetic process
Molecular function (GO): oxidoreductase activity
Source: RefSeq, a predicted model, not a curated record